Echinops telfairi (small Madagascar hedgehog) is the source of this 2467-nucleotide messenger RNA. It is a transcript of the gene TRPV4, whose product is annotated as transient receptor potential cation channel subfamily V member 4. The coding region runs from base 1 to 1983 and encodes 660 amino acids. The transcript is spliced from 16 exons. Gene Ontology annotation, biological process: calcium ion import across plasma membrane; actin filament organization; osmosensory signaling pathway. Gene Ontology annotation, cellular component: cilium; membrane. NCBI's taxonomy places the organism in Eukaryota, Metazoa, Chordata, Mammalia, Afrosoricida, Tenrecidae. Gene Ontology annotation, molecular function: calcium channel activity; protein binding. The record is from RefSeq and is a predicted model, not a curated record.
AUGCCCUGCAUUGUGCCGUACGUCCAUGGGCCGCCCCAGUGUGCGCUGAACCUGCGGCUCCGGAGAGGCUCGACUCACACUGCGCCCUCUGAUGAAGCCAGCCUGCUCACGUUCUUAGUCUGGGCAGCGGCGGCCCACCUUGCUGCACCAAAUCAUGGGCUCAUUGUAGUAAGUGUUAUCGAGUAUUUCCUGUGUGCCGGGGCUCCGGGGAAGCAGCCGCAGAGCCCCAAAGCGCCCGCGCCCCAGCCGCCCCCCAUCCUCAAAGUCUUCAACCGGCCCAUCCUCUUUGACAUCGUGUCCCGGGGCUCCACCACGGACCUGGACGGGAGGCGACUGACAGUCCCACCCCUGUCACUGCCUCGCCCCGCGUGCCUGCCCCCAGAGCCAUCCACAGGGAAGACGUGCCUGCCCAAGGCGCUGCUGAACCUGAGCAACGGCCGGAACGACACCAUCCCGCUGCUCCUGGACAUCGCCGAGCGCACGGGAAACAUGCGAGAGUUCAUCAACUCGCCCUUCCGGGAUGUCUACUACCGAGGUCAGACGGCCCUGCACAUCGCCAUUGAGCGCCGCUGCAAACACUACGUGGAGCUGCUCAUUGCCCAGGGGGCCGACGUCCACGCCCAGGCCCGAGGGCGCUUCUUCCAGCCCAAGGAUGAGGGUGGCUACUUCUACUUCGGUGAGCUGCCCCUGUCGCUGGCUGCGUGCACCAACCAGCCCCACAUCGUCAACUACCUGACGGAGAACCCCCACAAGAAGGCGGACAUGCGGCGGCAGGACUCGCGCGGCAACACGGUGCUGCACGCGCUGGUGGCCAUCGCCGACAACACCCGUGACAACACCAAGUUCGUCACCAAGAUGUACGACCUGCUGCUGUACGAAAGGUCAAACAAGUCAUUUCUGAUGCACAGCAACCCGCCUGCUGCCGACUCCCUGGCCUCCUCCCUUCCCCAGAUCAAAGACUUGUUCAUGAAGAAAUGCCCUGGCGUGAACUCUCUCUUCAUCGAUGGCUCCUUCCAGUUGCUCUACUUCAUCUACUCUGUGCUGGUGAUUGUGGCGGCGGCCCUCUACCUGGCUGGGAUUGAGGCCUACCUGGCGGUCAUGGUCUUUGCCCUGGUCCUGGGCUGGAUGAAUGCCCUCUACUUCACCCGCGGGCUGAAGCUGACGGGCACCUACAGCAUCAUGAUCCAGAAGAUCCUCUUCAAAGACCUUUUCCGCUUCCUGCUCGUCUACCUGCUCUUCAUGAUCGGCUACGCCUCAGCCCUGGUGUCCCUCCUGAACCCCUGUGCCAACAUGAAGACCUGCGAGCAGGACCUGACCAACUGCUCGGUGCCCACCUACCCCUCGUGCCGGGACAGCGAGACCUUCAGCACCUUCCUCCUGGACCUCUUCAAGCUGACCAUCGGCAUGGGCGACCUGGAAAUGCUGAGCAGCGCCAAGUACCCCGUGGUCUUCAUCGUCCUGCUGGUCACCUACAUCAUCCUCACCUUUGUGCUGCUGCUCAACAUGCUCAUCGCCCUCAUGGGUGAGACGGUGGGCCAGGUCUCCAAGGAGAGCAAGCACAUUUGGAAGCUGCAGUGGGCCACCACCAUCCUGGACAUCGAGCGCUCCUUCCCUGUGUUCCUGAGGAAGGCCUUCCGCUCUGGCGAGAUGGUGACUGUGGGCAAGAGCUCGGAUGGCACUCCGGACCGCCGCUGGUGCUUCAGGGUGGACGAGGUGAACUGGUCCCACUGGAACCAGAACCUGGGCAUCAUUAAUGAGGAUCCGGGCAAGAAUGAGACCUACCAGUACUACGGCUUCUCGCACACCGUGGGCCGCCUCCGGAGGGAUCGCUGGUCCUCGGUGGUCCCCCGCGUGGUGGAGCUGAACAAGAAUCUGAACCCGGACGAGGUGGUGGUGCCUCUUGACACCAUGGGGAACCCCAGCUGCGACGGCCACCGGCAGAGCUACCCCCCCAAGUGGAGGACUGACGAUGCCCCCCUCUAGGGGCUUGGCACCCCUCAUCCCCUCUACCUGUCUUUUAAGUCCAUGUGCAUUUCAGCCGAGGCCUGGGGUGCCCACUGCACCCCUCCAGCCCCCAGAGGCGAGAGCUGGGCAGAGAUGCUGCAGAGACCCCAGGACCCUCUGCGCUCCCACUCGCCUGUGCUCCAGGCCGGGACUCCUGGCCGCUUCUCUCACUCCCAUGGAGACACACCAGCCAAGGCCAGGGCCCUGUGUUCCCAGGGGCGCCACCAUAUCUAUUUAUUCAGCUCUCAGCGGCUUGGCCCCCCCAGCACCCUUCUGAAGCCUCAGGGGCCCUUUCUGGAAGUGCUGCCCAGCUGAGACCCCACCCAGCCCCCACUCUCACCGUGGGCUUCACGUGCCAUCGGGUGCAGCCAUGGGGCGGCCUUGCUGAGGGGCUCCGGAGCAGGUGGACCCUGGGGUAGAGACUGCCCGGGCUUGCCUGUGCUCAAUAAAGGUCAUUCGUUGA